GCCUGGUAGUAGGAUAAAAGCCUUUCUCACCACCAAAGGGAUAAUGCACACAGGCCUGGUAGUUGGAUAAAAGCCUUUCUCACCACCAAAGGGAUAAUGCACACAGGCCUGGUAGUAGGAUAAAAGCCUUUCUCACCACCAAAGGGAUAAUGCACACAGGCCUGGUAGUUGGAUAAAAGCCUUUCUCACCACCAAAGGGAUAAUGCACACAGGCCUGGUAGUUGGAUAAAAGCCUUUCUCACCACCAAAGGGAUAAUGCACACAGGCCUGGUAGUUGGAUAAAAGCCUUUCUCACCACCAAAGGGAUAAUGCACACAGGCCUGGUAGUUGGAUAAAAGCCUUUCUAACCACCAAAGGGAUAAUGCACACAGGCCUGGUAGUUGGAUAAAAGCCUUUCUAACCACCAAAGGGAUAAUGCACACAGGCCUGGUAGUUGGAUAAAAGCCUUUCUCACCACCAAAGGGAUAAUGCACACAGGCCUGGUAGUUGGAUAAAAGCCUUUCUCACCACCAAAGGGAUAAUGCACACAGGCCUGGUAGUUGGAUAAAAGCCUUUCUCACCACCAAAGGGAUAAUGCACACAGGCCUGGUAGUUGGAUAAAAGCCUUUCUCACCACCAAAGGGAUAAUGCACACAGGCCUGGUAGUUGGAUAAAAGCCUUUCUAACCACCAAAGGGAUAAUGCACACAGGCCUGGUAGUUGGAUAAAAGCCUUUCUAACCACCAAAGGGAUAAUGCACACAGGCCUGGUAGUUGGAUAAAAGCCUUUCUAACCACCAAAGGGAUAAUGCACACAGGCCUGGUAGUUGGAUAAAAGCCUUUCUAACCACCAAAGGGAUAAUGCACACAGGCCUGGUAGUUGGAUAAAAGCCUUUCUAACCACCAAAGGGAUAAUGCACACAGGCCUGGUAGUUGGAUAAAAGCCUUUCUCACCACCAAAGGGAUAAUGCACACAGGCCUGGUAGUUGGAUAAAAGCCUUUCUAACCACCAAAGGGAUAAUGCGCACAGGCCUGGUAGUUGGAUAAAAGCCUUUCUAACCACCAAAGGGAUAAUGGCGCCUACGGCGCCGACGCCCUACUGGACUUCACUGAAGAUGCGCACAAAAUGCCUCAUUUUUAAGAAACCUUGAUCAUUAUUUUUACUUUAAAAGUAUUCUAAUAUGAAUUAAAGGCGAUAACUACAUUGCAGAUACAACGGAUUUCGUCCUCGAAAAAGAAAUGAUGCCCCACAGAUUGAUAAAUUGAUUUAGAUUAAGGCUUUGGGGUCGCAACUGAAAAUACAAAUAUUUGAAAAGAAGUUGUUUUUUUUUAUAAAAGAUUAAUUACGUUUGUUUUGUAACUUCCUUUUGUUAUAGAUCUAGAACUAUAAUUAAAAGCUCUGAAAAAAAAUAUCGGAAUAGGGAGAAGAACUUAAUUAGAACAAAUUAGAUUAAAUAAAUAAAUUGUGUAUUUUAUAAUUAAAUUGUGAGCUAUAGCUCCAAAGUAUGUAAACAAUAAAAAAAAUCAAAUUGAGUAAAGAUUGGGAAAAGGCAACUGGGAAAAAUUACAGUGGCGUCGCUAGGGUCGGUGACACCGACAUCAGGCCGGCUGUGACGUCAGUCCUGAGAUAUUAUGUUUCAUAAUUACGACACAUCUUUCAUAUACUAAAUAAAGUCUUGUUUAGUGUUUACGACACAUCUCCCAUAUAAUAAAUACAGCCUUGCAUCGUAAAUGUAGUAAACGCACAUUUACUUCAUUUUCUUGUGCAGGAACUAGUUGGUGUACGGGACCUAGUUCCUGUACGGGAACUAGUUGGUGUGCGCUAAUAACGGAUCCAGAACCUAACGCCAAGUAAAACCUAAUUCUAUACAUAAAAGCGCAUACAGCUCAUUAUUAAUCCUAUUAAAAAAGGAUCUUUUGAAUAAUGUUUUACUUGAAAAAUAUUCCAAUAUGAAUUUCUAGACCCUUACUACAUUGCAAAUACAACCGAUUUGUUCCUUGAAAAGAUAAAAUACCCCAAAGAUUUAGAUUAAGGCUUUCAGGAUCGUCGCCGAAAAAAAAUAUUAUUCGAAAAAAAAAAUUAAAAAAAAGCUCAUCUGUAUGAGAUACAUUUUGUUCAAUAGGCAUGUUUGUAACUUUGUAUUGUUACAGAACUAUAAUUCAAAGCUUUAAACAAAAACAAAAUCGGAAGUGGGAGGAGAAAUGAAGUGGACCAUUUAGAUUCUACUCGAAAUUUGUAGCAUUUUUAGGAUUCAAACAUAAAUUGUGAGUUAUAGUCCCAGAUUUAUUUAAUUAGAAAAACAGAUUGAGUAAAGGUUGGGAAAAGGCGACUAGGAAAAGAAUAUUUGGGUUCAGAACUCAUCUCAAUCGUUACUCUUCUACUGAAAAUAUUCGUAUGAAUUUUAAAUUUUUCAAAAACAAAGUCUUUCUUAAAAUAAUUAUGAUAAAUUCAUGUGCAAUUAUAUAUUUGACCAUUAUAUUUUAAAACGUCAUGUUUUCGUCUAGAAAUGGGAGGGGGCAGCAGAGUGAAAACGAUUACUCCUGUGCUAAUGAUUGCAUUUGGUAUUACCAAAAUAGGGGAUGGAGCGAUUCAAUAUAACAAUUUGAUUUAUAGCAUGCAUACAUUAUAUUAGUGACAGAUUUUUGUUAAUUUUUUAAAUUGUAAAAUACAAAAAGGAAAAAGUUUUGGUUUGUCUGGUUUGCGGAGGGCGAUUGCAUGUAUAGCCCCCCCUCCUCCUCCCCUCCCAACUGGUACAACACUUGCUAUAUUUUACUAAUAAUACACUUUUAGAUUAGAGUGUGGUGCGACAUGGCAUACAAACGGGUUUAAAUAUCAACAUGUAGCUUAUAUUAUACAGAUAUUCCACUAAACCUUUUCACAAAUUAUGAUUUCUCAAUAAAAGUAGGACCGCCCCCCCCCACUCAGAGGGCUAGAGUGGGGAGGGCAUUAGAUACAAUCGCCCUUCCCCACCAACCCACCAAAUCGGCCAUGAUUCAACUAAUUUUGUUCAAAAACUAUGAACUCUCCCUGAAAGUAGGACAGCCCCGCCCCCCAAACUCAAAGGGUUUAGGUGGGAAGGGCAGUAGAUGUAUCCCCCCCCCCCACACACACACACACACGCCACCCAAUCGGCCAACAGGGGGACAAAAUAUUAUAAAAAUUGGUUCAGAAAGACACAAAGAUAAAGGCACAUUCCUCGUUCCAUAUGCUAGAACAAAUUUGUACAAAUGCUUCUUCUUCUUCCCUAGUGCUAUUAGAGCAUGGAAUGGGUUGCCUGAGCUAACCAGGAAAACCAGUGACUUGGCAGAAUUUAGGUCAUUGGUUAAUAUGCAUGACUAAAUGCAUGACGCGUAGGAAGUAAUCAUCUUCUGUUUAGAAGUAACGUCUGUGUUAUAUAAGAUAAGUGCUUACAGACACUUACAGUAUUAAUGUACAGUACGUACGUAUGUUUCGAAAUAACCGAAAUUCGUAGGAACUGUUAAGGCUUCCGCGCGGUGUUGAUUCUUGACAAUAUGUCUAGUGUAAGAUCUGACUGUAAGUAACGCUGAACUCAACUACUUCAAUAACACCGGCGAAAGGCUGAAACAAUCAAAUAUGUAGUCGACGCUGAUAUGUUGUUCUAUAAAGAUAUUUAUACUCAAGAAGGGAAUCGUCCUAUGUCAGCUAUGUCCGUAAAUCUGUAUAUCUAUUGUACUCAAGUCUACUGCUCUACAAGAAGCGUCUUCUUUUAGCGUCACUUAGAGGGUUCUUCUUUUUUAAAGAUCUGUCACGUCACUUGUCGCUAAUUAAAACUUUCCCCUUAUUCCCGAAACAAAUAACUAAUUACUAAUCAUGUCAUAACAGAACAGACAAAGGUAAUAACCCGAGGACUGAAUUGACAUCAACUGACAAUUUGGAUCAUACAUACAAUUAUAGACUGAACGUGAUUCAAGGGUAAAUAACCUGGGUAUCUCUGAAUUCCGACAUUGCUAAAAGCUAAAAUUACUCUCUCUUGAAUUCCUGACACAAAUAAUUGACACGCAUUAUAUACUUUAGACAUACACAGUGUUAGACACCUUAUUUAUAGAUUAGUUAUUUAGCGAUAAAUUGUUCAUCAGCGUUGACUACAUCUCUUUACCUGUUAAAACGAUGUCUUGUUUAUUCUGUAUUGUUGAUCAACUACACUGAAUACACCCGAACAAUAAAACUCAAACGCUUGCAGAGUAAUUAAUUGAAAUUCAAGUCAUCUAGAGUUGACCUCAAGACAGCCUGAACAAGCAACAUCACAGUGGCGACUCUGUUAGACACCUUAUUUAUAGAUUAGUUAUUUAGCGACGCACCAUAGAAGACGCAAAUUGAACGGGACUAGUGACGUUUGGGAUAUUUGGGUUAGAGACCGUAAAAUCAGUUAGUGAUAGAAUCCUCUAGGGUAACGACGUGUUUAGUUCACAGAGACUUUUACUGUGGCCUUUUCUUAGAAUAAACAUAGGAUAAAUUGUUCAUCAGCGUUGACUACAUCUCUUUACUUGUUUAAUCGAUGUCUUGUUUAUUCUGUAUUGUUGAUCAACUACACUGAAUACACCCGAACAAUAAAACUCAAAGGCUUGCAGAGUAAUUAAUUGCAAUUCAACUCAUCUAGAGUUGACCUCAAGACAGCCUGAACAAGCAACAUCACAACAGACAUAAAAGCAUGUAUACACAAAUUUAACAUAUUUAUUACAUUCACAAAUGUAUAUUCACAUCUACAUACACAUUAAUUUUUUUUAAAUGUCAACCAAAAUACACAGGUACUAUUAUAAACAUACAUCCAGACAUUCUAACCACUUCUAGAGCUACCAAUUCACAGUGUUCCACCAUUUACAAGUAGUACAUCUAGUUUGAAGUCACGUUUUCCUCAUUGUGUGAUAUCAAGUACGAACUUCUGUAAUAAGUUUCAGAAGCGUGGUGAGGUAGAAAAAAAAAGGCUGCAUUCUUCUCCUCCCCCACCUUGUAACCCCCAGCCCCGGAUACUGCUUUAAAACUUUAAAAAAAUAUAUAUUGCCAAAAAAAAAAUAAUAAACAAGUUGUGGGCCUAGGUUAUGGUCAGUGGUGCGUGAAAAAAAGAGAAGUCCUCCAUUGAAGCAUAGAUUAAAAAUGGGGUCCUUUGUGACAUUAGGGUUUAAAUCUUAAAUCUAAGCCUCUACUGCACGGUCACAAAUAAGCGAAAUAUUCAGUGCUAGUGUGGAUCUCUAGACAAACUGAGCAAUUUUUGAUAUUUCAGCAUUCAUCCAAAGUCUCUUCAUGACAUUUCAAGUGAUCAGUUGACAAGAGUCAUUUCUAAUCAGUGUUCCGUAUUAAAAGCUGUGUUCAAGAUACUUAAAGAUGUUUACUGUUUUGAUUUUCACUUGCAUCUCUCUGGUACAGAUGUCUGCUGCAGUUUUGACGAAAGACUCAGCCUGUAAUGUAACUAAAGGAUGUUUGAGUCAGUGUGACCUUAGCAACAACUGUUUUUUUACAUUGUCAUGGCAGCUUGUCAACGGCACAGUGACUUUUGUCAUGUCAACUACCUACACCAAUCCUAACACCUCAGGUGGUGUGUACAUGGCUGUUGGACUUUCAUAUGACCAAAAGAUGGGGAAUGACAGUGUUAUAGGCUGUGCAAAUCAAGGGGACAGUUUCAAGGCUUUCGCGGCAUAUAAUAGAAUUGCUGAUACACCAGAGCAAUAUAAUGACACUGAAGUCAUUUUACAAAGCUACAACAACAGCAACGGCGUCAUCACAUGCACUGUCACCAGACCAAUCACUGGACUAAACAAGAGAUUUGACCUCGCUAGGCCAAUGUUUAUACUCUUUGUAACUGCCAACGCAACCAUCGCUGGAGACACUAUUACAAUUUACAGUCACGGAGAGACAGACUUUAUGACAGCCAUAGAAGUGAACGUUUCCUCUGUUGUGGAUUUAAAACCUUAUGAAGAACCGGAGCCUCUGACCAAAGAUACAGCAUGUAAAAUAACUAAAGGCUGUUUGUCCGAAUGCGGUGCAACUAACUGUGACUUUACAUUGAGUUGGCAAGUUGUUGGUGCUACAGCAACCUUCACCAUGUCAACCAUCUAUUCAAACCCUGUAGGUGUCUAUAUGGCAGUGGGAUUUUCUGAUGACCACAAGAUGGGAAACGACAGUGUCUUUGGGUGUGCUAGACAAGGAACUGAUUUUAAAGCAUUCGCUGCUAAGAAUGUGGCGGCGGGAGUUACUCCUGAGCAGUACAACGACGAUAAUGUUGUACUGCUGACGUCCAGCUUUGAUGAAGGCAUUACAAAAUGUGUUAUCAGCAGACCAUUGGCUGGCAACUCUAAUCGAUUUGACAUAAGCCAACAAUGGGUUUUAUUUUUUGUAUACGGGAAUUCCACUAUAUCCAACAACGUUGUGACCCUCUACAGCCACGGAGAGACUGACUACAUGACUGACGUCAAAAUCAGCGCCUCGUCUAUUGUUGACUUAGAGCCCCACGAGAUACAGGAUACUAAUAACACAGGUAAUGGAGGGCCUCGAGUGACUACUAGUCUUGCAGUGCUGAUGCUGCUGUUGACGCUGCCUUUUGUAAUGGCUUCACGCAGGGUUACAAUAUAAACUAUUUCAAAGUAUUACAAACAUAUUUCAAGCCAUUGUGGAUUUUAAAUUUAUUAAAAAUAUUACAUUUCUUUACAAUGAAAUAGCACUGUUGAUUUUUUUAAAUCGCUUUAUUUUCCUCUUCACUGGCAGAGUUACUAUUCAAAUAUCACGAAUAUAUUUAUGAGGCGAUAACAUCCGGAACAAUAACUGACAUUUGCUAACAUGAUGUAUGCAUUUAAAUAGCACCUCAAUACUAUUAAAAGAAAAAAAGAAACAACUACAAACCCGAUUUCGUUUCUUCCAUUACAAAGCAGAUUGCUCAAACAAACAAGGAUCAAAACUAUUUGUGUAUAUUUCUCAUUUCCAAAUGCUCGAACGUGACUUGCUGAAUGAAGGGAUGUUAGUGUUCUCUUUCAAACUUGUAAACAACGAAAUACAGUGUUUUACAAUUAUUA
This is a messenger RNA of Biomphalaria glabrata, 7000 nucleotides long. RefSeq lists its product as uncharacterized. Bases 5319 to 6563 code for a protein of 414 amino acids. Gene Ontology annotation, biological process: regulation of glutamate receptor signaling pathway. The transcript is spliced from 11 exons. Lineage: Eukaryota; Metazoa; Mollusca; Gastropoda; Planorbidae. The record is from RefSeq and is a predicted model, not a curated record.